Molecule: messenger RNA, 2541 nt
Organism: Nematolebias whitei (Rio pearlfish)
Lineage: Eukaryota; Metazoa; Chordata; Actinopteri; Cyprinodontiformes; Rivulidae
Gene: mtmr2
Product: myotubularin related protein 2
Exons: 16
Coding region: 157-2082 (641 amino acids)
Biological process (GO): dephosphorylation
Molecular function (GO): phosphatidylinositol-3,5-bisphosphate 3-phosphatase activity
Source: RefSeq, a predicted model, not a curated record
GAACUGAGUAAAACAAAAAUGGCAGCUUCCUUUUCGUUGUAGAAUUUCGUUUUGCUGCCAGAGGCAAUGUAAAGCCAGUGUCCUGUAGAAACACGGCUCUCCUUCUGAAACUCGGAGUUUUCGCCACAUUCCCUUACACUCUCUUACCAGGAGAACAUGGAGAAAAGCGGGAGCAUCGACAGCUUGGGCUCGAAGCCUUCUUCCCGUCAGCCGAGUGUCGAUUCAUUGUCCAGCACUUCCACCUCCCGCUCAGACCGCUCGGCCCAGGCCAAACCCCCGUCGGCUCUGUCCUCCGACUCUGCAGAGUUCUCUCCGGAGCUCAGGGUCAAGCCCAAAGCCACUGCCAAGAAGGUGCUUAGAGAUUCAGACAAAGAAGAACCACAGUUACUUCCAAAUGAAACGGUGCAGGAUAUGGCACAAGACAUCACUUACUUCUGUCCUUUCACCGGAGCUGUGAGAGGAACAGUGAUGAUUACCAACUACAGGCUGUUCUUCAAAUCCAUGGACAGGGAGCCAUCGUUUCUUCUGGAUUUGCCUCUCGGAGUGGUGAAUCGCGUGGAGAAGAUUGUGACGGCAUCGAUCGGCGAUGUUUCCUACGGACUAGUGUGCAGGGAUAUGCGUAAUCUACGAUUUGCUCACAAACAAAUAGAGGACACGCUCCGAAAAUCUAUUUUUGAUGCUCUGAUGAAAUUUGCUUUUCCCGUUUCCAACGGCCUGCAAAUCUUUGCCUUUGAAUACGGGCAGGUUUUUCCCGAAAACGGUUGGAAGGUGUAUGAUGCCAUCUCCGAAUACAAAAGGCUGGGUAUACCCAAUGAAAGCUGGAGGAUAACCAAAGUAAAUGAUCACUAUGAGCUGAGUGACACCUACCCAUCAACUCUGGCCGUACCAGUCAACAUACCAGAUGAAGAGCUGAAGAGAGUAGCUGCUUUCAGAGCGAAGGGCAGGAUACCUGUGUUGUCUUGGAUUCAUCCAGAAAGUCAGGCUACGAUAGCACGCUGCAGUCAGCCGAUGGUCGGGGUGAACGGGAAGCGCAGCAAAGAGGACGAGAAGUGCCUCCAGGCGAUCAUGGAUGCUAACGCUCAGUCCCAUAAACUUUUCAUUUUCGAUGCCAGACCCAGCGUCAACGCUGCGGCCAACAAGAUGAAGGGUGGCGGGUAUGAAAGUGAAGAUGCGUAUCAAAACGCUGAGCUCGUGUUUUUGGACAUCCACAAUAUCCAUGUGAUGAGAGAGUCCCUCCGCAAGCUAAAGGAGAUCGCUUACCCCAAUAUUGAGGACUCGCACUGGCUUUCCAAUCUGGAGUCCACUCACUGGCUUGAGCACAUCAAGCUGAUCCUGGCAGGGGCACUGAGGAUCGCAGACAAGGUGGAGUCAGGGAAAACGUCUGUGGUGGUGCACUGCAGCGACGGCUGGGACCGCACGACGCAGCUCACCUCCUUGGCCAUGCUCAUGCUGGACGGUUACUACCGCACCAUUCGAGGCUUUGAGGUGUUGCUCGAGAAAGAGUGGCUAAGUUUCGGUCAUCGCUUCCAGCUGCGGAUCGGUCACGGUGAUAAAAACCACACAGAUGCAGACCGUUCACCGGUUUUUAUCCAGUUCAUUGACUGUGUUUGGCAGUUGACUCACCAGUUUCCUGCAGCUUUUGAGUUUAACGAAUACUUCCUGGUUACCAUCCUGGAUCACCUGUACAGCUGCCUGUUUGGGACCUUUCUGUGUAACAGUGAACAGCAACGACUGAAGGAAGAGAUCCCCAAGAGGACAGUGUCACUGUGGUCCUUCAUUAACAGCCAGCUGGAGGACUUUUCCAACCCUUUGUAUGUGAACUACUCCAACCACGUGCUGUUCCCUGUCGUCAGCUUACGCCACCUGGAGCUCUGGGUUGGCUACUACAUCCGCUGGAACCCUCGCAUGAAACCUCAGGAACCUAUUCACCAACGACACAAGGAGCUGUUAGCAAAGCGCGCCGAGCUUCAGAAAAGAGUAGACGAGUUACGGCGGGAGGUGACGAACCGUUCUCUUUCCUCUUCCUCCGAGAGGGCCGGCUCGCCCACACGCUCCAUCACGCCAGUGCAGACCUUUGUUUGACACGUCUUCAUGUUUGUGACCGCCUCAGAAGCUCUGUCCUGCCUUCUUGCCUGUGAGAGGGUGCCAUGCAACAGUAACAGUAAAGGUCACACCUGGAACCUUGGUGGAAAUGUGAGACACGCUGCCCCUUUAGUUUACAUACUACCAGUUAAUGAGCAGAGUGUUUGCUUUUCCCACCAAUUCCUUAGAAAGGACGCAAGCAAAAUAUAUGAGGAGUGUGUAGUUUAUCAACCAACCAACGAUCAGUGUUUUCUUUAUAGUGCAGUAAAUAAUACUCCGGUAAAUGUUUAUGCCUUAUAUGCUUCAUAGGAACACUCACUUUAUUCAUGUGAAUUGUCUACAGCUGAUAAACUAUAAACAUGAACUGUGUGGGGAAGAGCUUAGACAAACUAAUGUGUUGUCCACAUGGGGACAGUUUUUUGUGAAUACGCAAAAGUUCCUUUUAUAGUUUCAUCUCUA